Molecule: messenger RNA, 1775 nt
Organism: Salarias fasciatus (jewelled blenny)
Lineage: Eukaryota; Metazoa; Chordata; Actinopteri; Blenniiformes; Blenniidae
Gene: atpsckmt
Product: fATP synthase c subunit lysine N-methyltransferase
Exons: 4
Coding region: 192-875 (227 amino acids)
Biological process (GO): regulation of mitochondrial ATP synthesis coupled proton transport; peptidyl-lysine trimethylation; positive regulation of proton-transporting ATP synthase activity, rotational mechanism
Cellular component (GO): mitochondrion
Molecular function (GO): protein-lysine N-methyltransferase activity
Source: RefSeq, a predicted model, not a curated record
UGGACAGGUGAUGCUUUACAGGGCAUGACUGAAAGACAGCAGUCUAUCUCUGUAAAGUUUUUAUUUUACGACAACUUUCCACAGUAAUAUGUGGUUUGCUGGACUAUUAACGACCUCGGACAGCCGCUAGCUUCAGCGGAUUAUUAGCCGCCAUUCCGACCUGAGAGACGACAUAAAGGGCAGCACUCGAUAUGUCACAGGAGACGCUUUUCCUGGACUCGGGGCAGAAUCAAGAGGCUGUCCCCGAACGAAAGAGCCGAAGUCGGCUCGGUCUCGUCAUAACAGGGGUGGUGGGAGGCUCCCUGGUCGCCCUGUAUGCGGUGACAGCUCCGUUCGUUGCCCCUGCCCUGAGAAAAAUCUGCCUCCCGUUCGUCCCAGCCACCACGGCUCAGGUGGAGAAUGUGCUCGGCGUGCUGCGGACACGAUCCGGGACCUUGGUGGACAUUGGAAGUGGAGAUGGGAGGAUAGUAAUUGCAGCAGCCAAACAUGGAUUUGUGGCAUCUGGAUUUGAACUGAACCCCUGGUUGGUGUGGUAUUCCCGCUACAAGGCAUGGAGAGAAGGGGUGCACCGUUCCACCUCUUUCCACAUCUCUGACUUAUGGAAGGUCAGUUUUGCCCAGUACUCCAAUGUUGUAAUUUUUGGAGUCCCACAAAUGAUGGACCAGCUGGAGCUCAAGCUCACCAGUGAGUUGCCGAGCACAGCGAAAGUGGUGGCCUGUCGCUUCCCCUUCCCUACCUGGGUUCCUGAACAUACUGCUGGGGAGGGCAUAGACACUGUCUGGGUGUAUGAUGCCAAAACAUUCAAAUCACACUUGCAGCAUGGGACGACAACAAAAACAGCUGAGCAAGAGGACACUCAAGAUUCACACACAUAGUUACAAACAGUCAAGCCUGGAAUGCGUCAUGCUUUGACUUUGUCACCCUGAAAUGGUGUGAAAGAUCUGAUGUGUAUUUUGAAAGAGCUUUAUGAAAAGCAAUUAGUACUGUGAACUGUGAGGAACUGAAGGAGUAAGAAACCACAGUGGCUGUGAGGCACAGAUAUGUUAAAGUGAUCUGGCUGUAUUCAUCUCUGAGUUUGGAACAAACUGUGGAAAUUAGACUGAAUGACUUGAGAUUUUCAUAUUUACAUUGUUUGGAUUGUAAACAAGUUCUGAAUCACAUUCAGAUGUAAUAAUGCAUUUCCUUUAACAUAUGGAUGUUUUACAUUAGAUACUGGCUUUAUAUGAGGCUAUUACUUGAUUAAAGACAAAUGAUGCCACAACAGAUUUCAAGAGAGGGAACCGAGUGAGAUGAACAGAUUGUAACAGAUUAUCUGAGCAGUUCAGCAUUUAUCCUGAUAUUUCCCUUCACAGUUGAUGUUGGAAACAGUGAUGGUUGCUGACUUUAAAAAUAAAACAGUGUGCUCAAGACAAGACUGCCUUCUGACUGAUAAAUUACAUCCUGAUUUGAAGGUGUGCUCAUGGAUCUUUUAUUGCAGAUUGUGAUUGGAUUUCUUUACAUGAAUUGGUAGAGUUUUAUAUAUUGAGAUGUAACAUUUAUGAGAAUUUCCCAGAAAGACAAAUCUCAUGAGCAAACUGGUUGUGUACUUUGUCAAGUUGUGUGUUUGCAGUCCUCAAGACUCACAUUGUUACCCUCACAGUACAGUCUGAUCUUUGUAUAAUUCACUUUGUAGCGGAAAGCUUAUCCCUAAAAUCAUCCCUUCAGUGUUGGGACGUUUCCACUCAUAUUUUAUCAUUGCUUCUCAGGGUGACAAGAAGGCACUUUGUGACGACAAC